CUCGUUCCCCUGGGUUGGGGACUCUCUGUCACGGAAUCUCCCGACCAGGAAGACCACCCUUCUUCUUCCUAUCCUUCACAAUCCCUCGAAACCCUAAACCUAACCCUAAUUCUCCCUCCUCCUCACCUCCCUUACCUUCUCCCUUCUCUCAGGAUGAGCAAUCUGAGAGUAAUUUGCCGCCCCCACCCGGCCAUCUCCUCCUUUAUCUACUGCUAUAGAGGCCACGCCCGCCUUGGGUUCACCUCCUCCUCCCGAAAGUCCAGUUUCCGGAUCCCUUCCCCCUCGGCCGCCUCCUCUCCUUUCGUCCUCGAUGACUUCCCGAGGAUGGCGCCGGCGUCCCGCGCCAAUCCCAGGAGGACUCUCACCAGGGUUUCCAAUUGGAAUUCCGAGAAAUCCCCCUACGAGACCCUCGAGCUGGAAAGAGAUGCUGAUGAGGAAAAGAUAAAGGUUGCUUACAGGAGAUUGGCCAAAUUUUAUCACCCAGAUGUGUAUGAUGGUAGAAGGACUCUUGAGGAAGGAGAAACAGCUGAAUCUCGAUUUAUUAAAAUUCAAGCUGCCUAUGAACUGCUAAUAGAUGAGGAGAAGCGGCGGCAAUAUGAUAGAGAUCACUAUGUCAAUCCAAUGAAGGCUUCUCAGGCAUGGAUGGAAUGGUUGAUGAAAAAGCGGAAAGCUUUUGAUCAGAGGGGUGAUAUGGCUGUUGCAGCUUGGGCUGAGCAACAACAACGUGAGCUGAAUAUUCGUGUUCGCCGUCUCUCUCGGUCAAAGAUUGAUCCUGAUGAAGAGAGGAGGAUACUGGCGAAGGAGAAGAAAGCAUCGAUGGAAUACUUCACCAAUACAUUGAAGAGACAUACGCUUGUCCUAAGGAAGAGGGAUUUGAUGCGGAAAAAGGCGGAAGAAGAAAAGAAAAAGGUCAUAGGUCAGCUUCUAGCUGCCGAAGGCCUCGAGCUUGACACAGAUGAUGAUGAGGCUAUCUGAAAAUGUUCAUAAAGAUCCUGUUCAUCACUUGGCAAUUGGAAACAGCUGCUUGAAGGAUCCAGCCGAUACUCUUCUACGAUCAUGCAAUACAAUAUGUGCAAGUGUUGUAUAUUCAAUUAACAGGAAAGGAAAAGAAAGGUAGGAAGAUCAUUUCAAUGAUUCUUAUUUAUUUGGUUGGAAAUUGAUGGAAAUCAGUUUGUGGCUUCCACU
This is a messenger RNA of Phoenix dactylifera (date palm), 1185 nucleotides long. Its product is annotated as Chaperone DnaJ-domain superfamily protein. NCBI's taxonomy places the organism in Eukaryota, Viridiplantae, Streptophyta, Magnoliopsida, Arecales, Arecaceae. The record is from RefSeq and is a predicted model, not a curated record.